This is a messenger RNA of Leishmania mexicana MHOM/GT/2001/U1103, 591 nucleotides long. RefSeq lists its product as hypothetical. The record is from RefSeq and is a predicted model, not a curated record. The transcript has a single exon. The coding region runs from base 1 to 591 and encodes 196 amino acids. Lineage: Eukaryota; Euglenozoa; Kinetoplastea; Trypanosomatida; Trypanosomatidae.
AUGCGUCCGUGUGCGAUCGUGCUGCACCGCGGCACCAUGUCGGCGAGUGUGCGGCCUCUUCUCGGAACAGCACUUCGCAGCGCGUCGUCUCGCCGCCAGAUGCAGUUUGUCGUGUCGACCGGCGCAGGCCAUGCCGCUGGCGUCGCUGUCUCCGCUCUGGGUGAGCAACGGCGCACUCAGUACGCGCAGAUGCCGGGCAAGCGUGAGCAGGAGGCCUUCCUUACGCAGUUCGACCCGCUAGAGGUGCUUGACCUACCGUCGGACAGCACGGUGGAGGACAUCGAUGCUGCCUUUGAAAAGGCGAAGGCCAAGUACGGCCCCAACGGGAAGUACCCUGAUGCCAAGAUGGUAGACCGUGUCUUCCAAGCCCACGAGAUCUUGAAGGAUCCGGACUCGCCAUACUAUCUCAAGGCACACAGCAGCCAGACGGAUCGUCAGCGCCUGCAGUUCCAGCUGCUCCCCAAGUCCAAGCGCCGCUUAGUUGAGUUUCAGGUGUGCCUCUUGAUGCUGAUUGUCUUCGGUGUGGCUGUGCUCGUCAUACGGCUUGUGCUGCGCCCCAUGAACCGCUCCAUUCGUGCGGCAACGCGCUAA